Messenger RNA from Morchella sextelata, 792 nucleotides. RefSeq lists its product as uncharacterized. The transcript has a single exon. NCBI's taxonomy places the organism in Eukaryota, Fungi, Ascomycota, Pezizomycetes, Pezizales, Morchellaceae. The record is from RefSeq and is a predicted model, not a curated record. Bases 1 to 792 code for a protein of 263 amino acids.
AUGCCUGAUUGCAAUUGCUCCGCGGCCAAUGACCGACAACGGAUCAUUGACAACGCUAGCUGGCUAGCCGGCCGGGAUGUUCGUCUUAUCACUCUAUCGGGUCUGAUAUCUGGUGAGCCUGGCACACUUUACCCUCAAAUAUGCGCGCUCGUUAUCCCGGCGGAUGUAAAUCCGCAUGCGUUGGGCAGAGAAUUCUCCAAGGAAGUUCUUUUCAGCGCAAAUUAUACAGAUACCAGGAGGGACCCAUCACAGAGAACGGGAAUGAAAGAACAAGACAUGGUUGAUGAAGCUGUGAAGCUACUUCGACGAGAUAUAGAGAGAGUGGUGGGAAGGGUUAUACAAUGCGAUCAGCACGGGAUUUUCUAUAUCGAAAAGCCGAACUUAAGACGCGACUGGUCAAAUAUUCAGAAGAAUAUUUUUCAGACAGGGCCGUACCCUGCAAGGGUCCCUAGGGAGGACACUAAAAUAUCACAGCCGCGGAUAUUCGUUGAUUACACCAACGAAGAAUUAAAGGAGGCGCUUCAAAAAACACAGCCAACAUCACAAAUCCCUCUUGAUCUCAGCGAUUCUGAUUCUGGUAUCUUUGAGCGUGCUAGUUAUGCUGCAAGUCAGGCCCUGCGCGACGAUUUGAGAGCUGUCGCUCAUGAAGUUGGGGCAGAGGAAAGACAAAGAACUGCCGAAUUAGAAAGAAAGAAAAGUAGGGAGUCUUCGCGCUCCAGGACCAAACUUAAAAGGGCUAUUGAGCCAACGCCGGUUGAUACGACCAAGAGGAGGAAGGCCCGGAAGCUAUAA